UCAGGGCAGUUUAAGCUGCUGGAACAAGACCGAGAUAUUAAGGAGCCAGUGCAGUAUUUUAACAGUGUGGAGGAGGUGGCUAAAGCAUUUCCUGAACGAGUUUACGUCAUGGAGGAAAUAACAUUCAACGUUAAGGUGGCUUCAGGUGAAUGCAAUGAAGACACUGAGGUUUACAACAUUACCCUUAGUACUGGGGAUGAACUCACUUUAAUGGGGCAAGCAGAAAUCCUUUAUGCAAAAUCUUCUAAGGAGAAGUCACGACUCAACACCAUCUUCAAAAAAAUCGGGAAACUUAAUUCAAUUAGUAAGCUAGGCAGAGGCAAAAUGCCCUGCCUAAUCUGCAUGAACCACAGGACCAACGAGAGCAUCAGUCUCCCUUUCCAGUGUAAGGGCAAGUUUAGCACUCGCAGCCCGCUGGAGGUGCAGAUGCAAGAAGGUGAGCACACAAUUCGCAAUAUAGUAGAAAAAACCAGGCUGCCCGUUAAUGUGACUGUGCCGAGUCCUACACCAAGAAACCCUUAUGACCUGCAUUUUAUCCGGGAAGGGCACAGGUACAAGUUUGUCAACAUUCAAACCAAGACUGUGGUGGUUUGUUGCGUGCUUCGUGGCAACAAAAUUAUUCCCAUGCAUUUUCCCUUGCAUUUGACACUUCCAAAAUUUACUUUACCCGACAGUCUGGUGAAGGGGGAGCUGUGGCAUGAAUCCCUCAUCCAGCAUUGGUUUAAUAUAUGCCAGGAACAGUUUGACAUAGAUGAGUAUUCCAGGGCCGUGCGAGAUGUGAAAACCGACUGGAACGAAGACUGCAAGAGCCCGAAGAAGAGCCGAUGCACAGGGCACAGCCACGUCCCGAACUCCCUCAGCUACGCGCGGGACGAGCUCACACAGUCCUUCCACCGGCUUUCGGUGUGCGUCUAUGGAAACAACUUGCAUGGGAAUAGUGAAGUGAACCUCCACGGCUGCAGGGACUUGUGUAACGAGUGGGCCCUGUUCUCUCAUGAUGCUCUUCAGUACCAGGAGUCUGGUGACAGUAGCAGUGAUUACCUUUUCCCUGAAGUUAGCGAAGAAUCGAUGUUUCUGCCUCCAAAACCAGAACUUCCUUAUGAAGAGCUGUGGCUGGACCAAGGGUCUGGAAAGGCUGGUGACCAGCCUCUCACUCGCUCGCUAAGUGAGAAGAACAAAUGUGACAACUACAGAGGGUCUUUCCGAUCAAAGUGUGGUGGUACUGCAUCUCUUCCUGUGCCUGCAACUGUUGGAGCAACCACAAAGUCUUCAGAUGUUUCCCUACCUCCACCUCCAGUGCCUCCCAAAUCGGAAGCAGUAAAAGAGGAAUGCAGGCUCCUGAAUGCUCCCCCCGUCCCACCACGGAGUUCAAAGCCGUCCUCCACCAGUCCUUCCAUCCCUCCUCGUACAGUCAAACCUGCACGACAGCAGACCCGCUCUCCUAGCCCUACUCUGUCCUACUACUCUUCGGGACUGCACAACAUCAAUGUCACAGAGAGCGACAACACCAAUCCAACUGAGAGCGCACCUGUUUCCUGCUACCCUUGUAACAUGAUGAAAACCGAAGCCAAAGAGCCUGAGAGCACGAUGCCUUUGGGAAGCCCCUCAACUGAAGCUCUGCCUUCGAGGUUAUCUUGGCCAAACCAUUUUUCAGGAACUGCUGAAGGCCUGAAUAGGAGUGAUUUCCUGCUCGAUUCAAGCAGGAGCUACAGUUACCCCAGACAGAAGACUCCAGGUACGCCAAAGAGAAACUGUCCAGCACCUUUAACUUUUGACUUCGAUGGGUGUGAGCUCCUGGCGGGGUGCUCCCCGCUGACCCCAGCAGAGUUCACAAACACCAUCUCUAGCUGUCCAAAGUCGGCAAGUUACUCUCUAGACUGCACUGAUGAGAAAACUCUGGGAGUCAGCAACACAAAGCAGAGCCAUUCGUGUCCUGCCUUACCUCCUCGGGCACCGAAGUCAAGUGAAGAGAAGACGGUUACAGACAUGUGUCCCUUGCCGCUGAAAAUAGAUGGUGCUGAGGAGGAGCCAAAAACUGGUUCUCCAGACCUCUUGGAAGAUCAGUAUCUCGUUAAAAAGGGGAUGCAGGAUACGUUCUCUGUGUCUUAUCCCUUCUCAUCUCCCCUCCACCUUCAGUUAGCACCAAGAUCUUGUGGGGAUGGCUCUCCCUGGCAGCCACCCACGGACCUUUCUGGACUCUCGAUAGAGGAAGUGUCUAAGUCGCUGAGGUUUAUUGGUCUGUCAGAAGAUGUCAUAUCGUUUUUUGUUACAGAGAAGAUUGAUGGCAAUUUACUCGUUCAGCUUACGGAAGAAAUCCUGUCAGAAGACUUUAAGCUAAGCAAAUUGCAGGUUAAGAAAAUACUACAGUUCAUUAAUGGCUGGCGGCCCAAGAUGUGAUGCCGACUAGUUAUUAGCGAAACUGUACAAGAUGUGCUCUAUGCACUUCAGCUAAUACAUCACUUCCUGUUUUUUGCACUAAAAGCCCUUCCUGUAAAUAG
This is a messenger RNA of Cariama cristata (Red-legged seriema), 2498 nucleotides long. It is a transcript of the gene GAREM1, whose product is annotated as GRB2 associated, regulator of MAPK1. Lineage: Eukaryota; Metazoa; Chordata; Aves; Cariamiformes; Cariamidae. Gene Ontology annotation, biological process: epidermal growth factor receptor signaling pathway; cellular response to epidermal growth factor stimulus. The annotation marks the transcript as partial. The record is from RefSeq and is a predicted model, not a curated record. The transcript is spliced from 4 exons. Gene Ontology annotation, molecular function: proline-rich region binding.